Messenger RNA from Coprinopsis cinerea okayama7#130, 1401 nucleotides. RefSeq lists its product as hypothetical. The record is from RefSeq and is a predicted model, not a curated record. The coding region runs from base 1 to 1401 and encodes 466 amino acids. Gene Ontology annotation, cellular component: mitochondrion. Gene Ontology annotation, biological process: phosphatidylethanolamine biosynthetic process. Lineage: Eukaryota; Fungi; Basidiomycota; Agaricomycetes; Agaricales; Psathyrellaceae. Gene Ontology annotation, molecular function: phosphatidylserine decarboxylase activity. The transcript is spliced from 4 exons.
AUGAACGAAAGGAGCCACCCUAAUCUUCAAGAAGAAAACAUCCAGUAUCCUAUGAGCACCUCUACCAGACUACCCGCCUCAUAUCUCCGGGGCGCACCCAAGAGCCGGUUGAGCCGUUACAACGGAUGGCUCCCAGCCCGCCCCGAGAUCUACCGCGAGUUCAUCCAGCGGCACAGGCAGAUCGGCAAGGACAGGCGCCGGGCUGCAGUCCCCCACCAACCCAUCGUCCAAAAGUUCGCCGACACUAUCAGGGGCGACCCUGAAAUGUCCGCGCUCAUGGACGAAGUCUUCAUCGAGGCGGCCAAGCCUCCCAACCUCGACACUGUGGACAACUUUGACGAGUUGCUAUACGGUAUGGACGCGAUCGUCGUCGCCCCUCCCAAGUACUACCUUGCAAAAGACGAAAACGGCAACAUCAUCGGCGAACCCGUGGGCGUGCCCAUGCACCUCCUCUUCGACCUCCUCAGCAACACCGCUGCGGCUUACGACCUCUUCCGCCGGCCAGCAUUCAACCAAGCGCUCAAAGAAGUCUUCGACGAGUGGGGCCGCUACCUGACCACCAGCGACUCCAACAAGUCGCUCAACGAGACUGAGGAGGGGUGGUUCGGGGCUGCGGCGUUGGCCAGUCUCGAAGAGGGGCGUGGCAACUUCAACGAUACUUGGAUCUGCCCGAACCCCGAUGCGGAGAAUCGCGGCUACGAGUCCUGGGACGCGUUCUUCACCCGCCUCGCGCAGCCCAAUGCGCGCCCCGUCCUCGCUCCGGAGGACAAAUCCCUCAUCCACAACGCGUGCGAGUCUACCACCUUCGCUAUCGCCACUGACGUCAAGAAGAACGACCAGUUCUGGCUCAAGACGCAGGCCUAUUCCUUGCGCAACAUGCUGAACAAGGACGAGAACUACGCUGACAAGUUCGUGGGUGGGACGGUCUACCAGGCGUUCCUCAGUCCCCAGGACUACCACCGCUGGCACGCCCCCGUCGACGGCACCAUCGUCGACACCGUCUCCGUUCCAGGCACCUACUACGGCGUCCUGUUCGACGCCGGCGCCGAGGAGGACGACCCCGAUCUCCAACCCGGCGACCCGCACGGCGCGAUCAUCCGCUCCCAAGCCUACCUCACCACCACCGCCGCCCGCGCCCUCAUCUACAUCCAAGCCGACAACCCCGCCAUCGGUCUCAUGUGCUUCAUCGGUAUCGGAAUGGGCGAAGUCUCCACCUGCGAGAUCACCGUCAACAAAGGUGACCGCGUCAAGACGGGCGAUGAGAUUGGGAUGUUCCACUUUGGUGGAUCGUCCCAUGCGAUGAUCUUUGGUCCCCAGGCUAAACUUACGUUUGCGCAAGAGAUUGAGAUUGAUAAACACCAAUUGGUUAAUUCUGUUCUUGCGCAGGUUGAGAAGGCCUAG